UUGCCAGCAGCCAAUCAUUUCCUGUUAGUGCUCAUUAGCCGGCUAGGGUGAAGCUCCACAGCCAGUUGAUCUUGCUCAUCCUCUUCAACUCCUCUACCCCCCCCCUUCUUUUCUACUCUCUUCACGAUUUUCAUCGUCGUUGCGAUCGUUGUUGUAGUCGUUGUUGCUUUGUCGGUUCAGAGAGCCCAUUCGUUUGGCUUCGUCCUCUCCCUCAUUCAAUCAUUAUCAUUCGCUCUUUACCAUUUUUGGUUUCAACUUCACUCUUUUUAGUUGAUUCCGUCCGGUCCUUCUCUUCUGGAGUUCUCCGAAGUCUCGAGACCCUCACUCUCCCUUACCUGAGCCAUUCAUUCAUUAUUCUCUCCUGAGCCGACCAAACCAAACUCCCUUGACGCCCAACGAUCAACAAUUAAUCAACAACCAUCUCUAUUAUUACAAGAUCAGCAACAGCUAGCGUCAAUAUGUCUACAUUCAGCAACCUUAUUUCCCGUGGCAACGCCGUCCUUUCUGGGCGCGACCUCAACAUGGGAGGAGAGUCUGACACUGUUGUCAACUUGAUGAUUACUUUCCUUGGCAUCGCUUUUUUCGCCCUCGUUAUGGUGGCCCUGCUAGUAAUGCUUCGACGAGCCAAGCGCGAGCGACGGCAACAGGAGGAGACCCUACCACAAUAUAACGAUAUCAAACAUGACGACUACAACACCCGUCGUCUGACCAUCCAGACCGCUGACGGCCGAUCAAGUAUUCUGGUUGUUAACGGUCGUCCUAUGUUGGCCGAUCCCAGCGCACCCCCCUACUCUCCCACCAACAUCCCUGAGAUUCACAUCACCUUCCCCGACGAGCAAGACGAGCAGGGCCACAACAAGAGCGGUCGUGUCGUCGUUGUACGUGUAGGCGAGACCUCCGUCGGUCUUGAGCCCGUCAAGGAGGAGCAAUUACCAGCCUACGAGAAGGAAAGCAAGUCCGGCUUCUACUCGAUCGAUAUGGACCAAAUCGGUGGUCUUAAAGAGAAAGAUCGAUCCCAAUUCUCCUGAGCGACAACUAAUAUGAUCUUCCCGCCGGGACCCUUGCGAAGAUCAGAACAAGUCGAAAAAACUUAAUUGAUUCAAACCCGGCUUAUUAGUAUAUAUGAUGGAGGAGUAUGGAUGAUAUAUAUACAUAUGCAUGAAUAAUGGUGUACCUAUAUAAAGCAAAUGUUUCUACGCCUUCCUUCUGACCGCCUCUCGAACGAGGCGAGGAAGUAAGAAGGACGGACCGACCCGGGCAGUGGAAAGCGAGCUUGGAUAGCCAAUCUCACGGUUUAUCCGGGCAGGGCUUUUGGUACAUGCCGGUCCUGCAUAUAACGAUACCCUUUGCUUUUUGUCUUCCCUUCUUCCGAGGCCCUCACAGGACAAAUUUAGCCUUCUAGUACGAGGGGCAAAAGCAAGGCCACUAGACGCGGUAUAUAUUCUCAAUUGUAUAGCUAAAUUAAUUCCAUCGUACAAGCCAACU
Hypoxylon trugodes is the source of this 1485-nucleotide messenger RNA. RefSeq lists its product as uncharacterized. The record is from RefSeq and is a predicted model, not a curated record. NCBI's taxonomy places the organism in Eukaryota, Fungi, Ascomycota, Sordariomycetes, Xylariales, Hypoxylaceae. Bases 459 to 1028 code for a protein of 189 amino acids. The transcript is spliced from 2 exons.